UAAAUUAAUUAAAAAAAGAAAAAAGAAAAUCGGAAGACCGCGGGAGAAGAAAGAAAGAGGGAAGAAGAAAGCAACGAAACACGCAGUGCCGGCGCCGGCGCCGCCACCUUGGCUGACUCAGACACACUCACUCACUCACAAAGGGCACUAUUUGAGCACACAAACACAGACAUGUUAGAACCAAAGAGGCUGAAUAAAGCAGUGGUUCCUCAGUCCCUUAUCCCUCACCCUUCUCCAGCCAGCCUCCAGUCUACCCGUCUUGCCCUCCAUGCCAAUGGCGACGCCUCGUCUUGCACCGUUUAUAUUGCUUCCGCCUCCCGCAUUUACAAACUCCGGAUUGCAUUGGAGGAUUCAGUUGUUGGUCAAGGAAAACAGAAUCUCCUAAUCCCUGAACGAACUCAGGUAUUGGAAUCAUCCUUGGUGGAUCGAUGCCCUCAUAGGUCGGAAAUCCAGAGUAUUGUGCUUGCUGAAACGAAAAGCAUGGGCCGCUCACUCUUGGGAAGUGUAGACUCUUAUGGUGAUCUUAUUGUUUCUCGAGUGGAUGAUUUCAAUACAGAUGCAGACGGGUCUACAUAUUCAGUAUCUCCCCGAGAUUGUGGUGUUGGAGAAGGCAGUUGGGCAGGGCUUUGCUUUAAUCCAGGUCAAUUGUCUAUGGCAGCUACUGCUCGCAGCUUUUGCAAAAGCAUUGAUAUUUAUGAUCAUGAUAUUCAUCUUCGCACUUUACGUACAUUGGGGUUCCCUACCUCGCUAAUUUUCAUGGACAGUUUUAGUGAGGGCGGAAAUUCAAUGUUAGCCACCACAGAAGGUUCCCAGCUAAGUAUAUGGGAUUUACGAGUGAAAGAAAAUGGGGGCUGUGUGCAAAGAAUCAUGGGAUCUGUCGGAGACAUGUUAUAUGCAGUCAGUAUAUCUUCAUCUGGUAAUAUUGCUGCUGGGGGUGAGGACCGCACUGUGACUGUCUAUGAUCCACGCAGAUGGUGUGCAACAUCUAGAUGGCUGAACUGUUCAAAAUAUGAGAUAACCGGACUUACUUUUUCUUCUGUUGAUCCAAGUUACAUAUAUGUGCAAGGAGUUGAUUAUGAGAUUAUCUGUGGACAAUGGAGAGAAAGAGAGAAGGCAUUUUCAUUUAGAGGGGACUCAAACUGGCUUGGAUUUAGCAAGUGUUCCGACAGGGAUAUUUUGGCUGGGUGGUGUGAUUCGGGUAGCAUAUUUGUUGCCGACGCCUCCUAGAAGAAUGUGGAAAUGACUGUCUGCAGUGAUAUCGAGUAGUAAGUUAUAGCUUCCUCUUCGACUGUAGUUUGCUCGACUUUGUUUGCACUGUUUCUUACGUUGAUGGCAUAAUCUGAGUGAAAUGGUCGGACGACAGAACCAGAGAAGCAUUAGCCUAAGUCGUACAAUCGAGUUAAGAGUAGCAUCGCAAUGGAAAAGUGGGGGUAAGUUUGUCAUCUCUUAUGGGGUAGUUUUGGGGCUUUUACCUAAUUUAAGAUAUGCCUGAAUCUAAUGGCAUGCUUGUAAUUUUGAACGUCUGUGGUAGUAUUUGGAUUUCCUAACGAACUUCUUGAUUUUGCUUUUCCAUGGUAUUUAAGAUGACAAAUUCUCAUUA
Molecule: messenger RNA, 1600 nt
Organism: Salvia miltiorrhiza (redroot sage)
Lineage: Eukaryota; Viridiplantae; Streptophyta; Magnoliopsida; Lamiales; Lamiaceae
Exons: 13
Coding region: 172-1227 (351 amino acids)
Molecular function (GO): protein binding
Source: RefSeq, a predicted model, not a curated record